Spinacia oleracea (spinach) is the source of this 1688-nucleotide messenger RNA. RefSeq names its product nuclear transcription factor Y subunit A-4. Bases 293 to 1324 code for a protein of 343 amino acids. The record is from RefSeq and is a predicted model, not a curated record. Gene Ontology annotation, molecular function: DNA-binding transcription factor activity; DNA binding. The transcript is spliced from 7 exons. NCBI's taxonomy places the organism in Eukaryota, Viridiplantae, Streptophyta, Magnoliopsida, Caryophyllales, Amaranthaceae. Gene Ontology annotation, cellular component: CCAAT-binding factor complex. Gene Ontology annotation, biological process: regulation of DNA-templated transcription.
CUCAUUUGUUUGUUUCAUCAUUAUUUGAUUACCUUAGCAGUAAGUACUCCGUAGUAGUUCUCCGAUGUUGGUGGUGUUGUCUCUCUUAAGGAUGCAGAAUACCCAAGUCUACUGAAUUCCUCCCACUUCUCUUUUCCCCAAUUCCUCAUUUUCAAUUUCCUGCUUUCUUCACUCAUCACUCCCACCCUUACUUUUUGGCAUAAUUUUGUGAAUUGCUUUAAUUUAAUCCUGAUCCUACAAUUUGCAGAUCUUGAGCUUAGUAAUAUAGAUUAACCCAGGUUGGGGAGAAGUAAUGCCCUCUAAAGCUGAUAUGGAAGAUCGCUUCCAAGCAGAUGGAGGGGAUAAACCUCAAAACAUGUUGUUUGGACAGCCAUGGUGGCGUGGACUGAACAACAACGGCGUGUCUCCUACUUCGGCCUCGAGUGACUCUUCCGCUCGAUCAUCUAGUGGGGAGCCAGUAAAUGGUUCUUCUAUGGCUGGCCCUUUUUCAUUGCACAUCAAUGGGAUGCAGGACACAGGAGCUAGUGUUUGUAGAGAGAUCCAUACUGCAUUGGCCCCUCAAUUGGUAGCAGAGAGGGAUAGCAUCCAAGAACAGCAGGCUCUUAAACAAGUGCCAUCCUCAAUGCCACAAAAUCUUGGCGAUCAGUCGAAUUCCCAAAUGGAACUUGUUGGCCAGUCAAUUGCUUUGACAUCAUACCCAUUCCAGGAUCCAACUUUUGGAGGAGUUAUGUCUUACGCCCAAGUACAACAGGUAAUUCCUCAGCUGUAUGGAAUGCACCAGAGUAGGAUGCCUCUGCCUCUUGCAAUGGAGGAAGAACCUGUUUAUGUUAACGCAAAGCAAUAUCACGGGAUUCUAAGGCGCAGAAAAUCACGUGCUAAGGCUGAGAUGGAAAAGAAAGUUAUUAAAGCUAGGAAGCCGUAUCUUCAUGAAUCUCGUCACGUACAUGCUUUGCGAAGGGCAAGAGGUGCUGGAGGCCGUUUUCUCAAUACAAAGAAGCUUGAUGACAAUGAUGCUGAUACGUCAUCUAAGACAGAUACAAACACAGCAACCAAUCUUCAAAUAUAUUCUGCUGGUUCAGCACGUGCUGAACACUUGUCCACAACCACAACCUAUAAUGGAAAUGCAGGUUCUUCUUGGAAUCAUCAAGAAGCGAGAGGAGGAUUUAUGAUUUCAGACAUGCAUAAAGCGGAUUCACAUUCCAAUGGAAGCACUAAUGUUCACGGUCUUUCAUCAACAUAUCUUUCAUUUUCUGGUUCGAAUGAAGAAAGAAGCAACUAUAGUCAGGGAGGAAUGAAGGUAAAUGGGGCUGUUUCUGUCAAAUAGGACACUUAAUGCGUGAAGGGACAGCUUCCACCUUAUUGUCUGGUUAUGCAAACAGUAUUGAGCCCAUUCAAACAAGGAGGACACCCUUCAAGGUAUAUAUAUAUAUGGAGUCUCAGGCAACUCAUUCUUGGCUUUGGUGUUAUGUGGUUUACCCGGGUCGGGAUGGAGGAGGAAAUACGAGGUAGUAGGACUAAGCUGUCAAUCUGCCUGCUCCUGUUAUUCCUUCGACAAUCAACUUAUGCAUUGUGUAUAAUGUACUCAACUUAUCUUGUAGACUUCUUAAGACUUGACAUUUCAAAUUGUGUGUGGAUGUUUAAAUUUUAAAGAAAACGAUGAACAAUAUAUUGGAUGUUUAAAUUGUGUA